Molecule: messenger RNA, 603 nt
Organism: Vitis vinifera (wine grape)
Lineage: Eukaryota; Viridiplantae; Streptophyta; Magnoliopsida; Vitales; Vitaceae
Exons: 1
Coding region: 1-603 (200 amino acids)
Biological process (GO): regulation of transcription by RNA polymerase II
Cellular component (GO): CCAAT-binding factor complex; nucleus
Molecular function (GO): protein heterodimerization activity; DNA-binding transcription activator activity, RNA polymerase II-specific; RNA polymerase II cis-regulatory region sequence-specific DNA binding
Source: RefSeq, a predicted model, not a curated record
AUGGAAGAUGAUGAGAGUCAUGCAAAUGCUCCUACCACCACAAACCCAGAAAGCCCUUGCCUAAAAUCCAGCAGUGGCAGCGGCAGCAACGGCAUCAACAAGGAGCAAGAUCGGUUUCUUCCCAUCGCCAACGUCGGGCGAAUCAUGAAAAAGGUCAUUCCUGGGAACGGGAAAAUCUCAAAAGACGCUAAAGAGACAGUGCAAGAAUGCGUAUCCGAAUUCAUUAGCUUUGUUACCGGAGAAGCAUCUGAUAAAUGCCAACGAGAAAAGAGGAAGACUAUCAACGGCGAAGAUAUCAUAUGGGCCAUCACAACUCUAGGGUUUGAGGAUUACGUAUCUCCACUUAAACAGUAUCUCAGCAAGUACAGAGAGAUUGAAGGGGAAAAGCUUAAUAUUCCAAAGCAACAUCGUUCCGAGCAAAGGCUACAACAACAGGAACAAGAACAAAAUUUACCAUACGCUAGUGUAUAUUCUUCCACAACUCUCAUCUCUCAGCCUCCUUUUGUGGCUGCUGAUCAGCCAUUUCCUUUGCCUUUCUCUGCAGAUUCAAUUCAAAAACAAUUACACCAACAAGAACACUUUGAUUCGGGGGGUCGUUGGUGA